AUGCUUAAUAAUUCUUUAAUUUCUCAUCAAUUUCAAAAUUCAUCACCAGAAUAUCCUUUACCUAUUGCUAAUCCUUUUUAACCUAUAUCUGCAAGAUAAAAAAUCCAUGUCUCCAAUUUACCAUUAAAUAUUACAAAUCAAUAAUUGUAAUAAGCCUUUUAAAUUUAUGGAAAUAUUAUUGAUAUUAGAAUCAUUAGAAAAACUCCUACAGGUAUAGGAAUUAAUUCACAAAAGGAUUACCUUUACAUAUUUCAUGUUAUGCUUUUAUUGCUUUUGCUGAUAAUGAUUCAGCUGAUAAGGCAAUCUAAGAUGGUUUAAUAGGAGAUUGGACUGUGAAACCUUAGAUUGAUAAACAAACUAUUACUAAAUGUAAAUCUCGUUCUAGAUCCAGAUCUUAAGAGAAAAACAGAUAAGUACUUACUAAUGGACUUAUUACUCCUUUGGAGCAGUCUCCAAAGAUAUAAACCCCACUUUUCGUUAGAGAAUUGUUUGUUAGUGGAAUUUCCAAGAAUUUUGAUGAAUAGAAGAUUCGCUAGGUAAUAGAAUGUGAAAAAUUAUAGAUUUUUUAAUAAUUUGGUCCUAUAGAGAGGAUUGAUCUGUAUCCUAAUAAGCAUAAUAUUUUUAACUGUUAUAUAAAAUUUUUUACUGUAUAUACUUUUUUUUAUUUGAAUUUAGAUAGAUUAAGCUAUUUUUGCUUAUUAAAAAAUGGAUAGUAUUUAAUAAUAAUUUUCUACUUAAAUAAAAAUUUAUUUUUCUGACCCUAUAAAAAGACAUAAUAUAGUAGGAAAUAAGUAAAUUUAAUUAAAUUUUUUAGUUUAUAAAAUGAAUAACAAUCUAAACUUUCAUCAAUAUUAUUUAUAUUUUUUCCUCCUAAUUUAAAUAAAAAAGUUGAUCAUGCAUUUUUGUUUGAAGUAUUUUUAUUAAAAUGAUAAUAAAAGAUAUGUUAAAAUCAUCAAUGUCGACCUCUCUAAUGGAAUUAUGUGUAAUAAGAUAUAAAUUAUAAAUCCUACACUCUUCUAUAAUUUAGAGACACAAAACAAGCAAUUUAGAUACGAAAUUAUCUUUAAUAGCAUUUAGUAGAUCUUUUGGGUGAUUCUAAAUGUGAAGUAGGAAUUAUAUCUUUGCCAACAAUUCCAAUGUAAUAGUAAUAAUAGCAAUAAUAAUAUUAACCAAUUCCAAUGAUUCCAUAAUAACCAUAACCAAAUAAAAUGAUGAUGAUUACUCCUGUUACUUAACCUUAUUAAAAUAGUUAUCAACCACUUUUUAUUCAAUAAUAAGUUAUGUACUAAUAACCACAAUACUCAAUGUCUAAGCAAGAUAGACGAAUGUAACAUUAAUAUCUAAAUCCAUUAUAAUUUAAUACUCCUUAAUAAAUUCAACCUCAAGAACUUGAAUCUAUAAUUAAACCAAUUUCUAAUUAAAAUACUAAUCAAGAAAUUCUUGAUGGAUUUCUAAAUUUAGAUUCAAGUCAAUAAUAAUAACAUCGAUAAGAUUGGGAUACAUUUUGGAGUGGAUUCAUGUUUAGAAGUAAAAGUCAUAAAGUUGCUGUAGAUGCUAAAUCUCAAGAAACUGAUGUACCUCAAUUUCAUAUAUUAAUAGGCACCUAUUGCAAUGACUCCAUAAAUCUAAGUUAAUUAUAAGGGAAACUUUCUUGAUGCUAAAAAAUCAGCUAAUGAAGCUUUUAAAUUCGUUCUUUGUCCUUCAAAUAUAAAUUAGGUAUUGAAACUUAAAACAAUAUUAGAAUAUUGCAUUUUAAGAAUAUAUAGAUUAUUUUUCAGAAAAAAACAAGAUUGGGGUUGCAUAUAUUGGAAACAAUAUGCUUUAUUUACUUCCUCCAAAUGAAAUUACAAAUUCUAUAUUACCUAUUUAAGGAUUGGAAAUUCUUGCAUUGUAUAUUGAAGAUAAGAAAAAAAUUAUCAAUACCAAUUAAGAUCAUGUUUUAUGA
Messenger RNA from Paramecium sonneborni, 1945 nucleotides. The record is from the annotation of a GenBank genome assembly. NCBI's taxonomy places the organism in Eukaryota, Ciliophora, Oligohymenophorea, Peniculida, Parameciidae.